AUGUCUCAAAUCUCCACUCCCAGUCCAACCGGCACCAAAAACUCUAAAAUCACCACUCCAAUCUCGAAGUCACCCGUCGACACGCUGAACACCUCGGGAAGCACCACGUUCAAAAAAGAACAUGGAGUUACACCCAAUAUAGAGUCUCUCACAAAACAUGAGCGCAAGCUUUCCACAGACUCCGGUACGACAGUAGAAUCCGAGUCCUGGAACCCAUACGAUCCGGAGACGCUAGAGCCACUGACAAAGACUGCCUUCAGUCCAUCUUACCCUCCCAAAUUCUCCACAGACUCUACAUCGACAAUUGAAUCCGAGUCCUGGAAUACACACGACCCCAAGACGCCGGAGUUGGAGGUCAAGACUGGCUGUAGUACAGCUUAUCCCCAGACUUCACCCUGGUCUUGCUUCAACACUGCCGUUGUUGGCAUGUCUCCGCUAGAGACUCUAGAGCGCUAUCAGCUACGCGAUUAUGGUGCAGGCAUCUCGGAGCAAAGCACUCGUAUUUAUGGCUUCACGUAUCCAGCUGGUGUACCUGUAGCCAAGCAUGUCCACUUUGAGUCGACUGCUGAUCGCGCAGCCUCACCGCUCUACCGAUGGAAGGAAGAGGACAAGGAUACGACAGACUUGGAUGAAAUUGCGCCUAACACGCACACCAGCCGCGCCAACAAACAAAACGACAAACGCAGCUUUCACCCUUCCCCCUCCCUAAAGCGCACCCUCGAUAUCCACCACGCCCAAACCCAACACCAUCACACACAUGUCUCCGAUUCUACACCAGCCAAGAAACCAGCCCGCUCUCAUCGUCUUCUCCGUUCAAUCUCUGAAUCACUUUCCAACCUCGCAAGCGCACACGCUGGCACAACCACUGGACUUUGUCCUAGAAAGGCGUCUGGUCAAGCUCAUGGAUUGAAUGGAGCCGACACUGGAACUGGCACUGACAAUGUCACUGACACUACCUCCGACAUUGAUCCUACGAUUCAGAGCCCCCAUUGCCCACCUCAAGCUUCCACCACCGGAUCUCCAGACACGCGUAAGCGACGACGCCUGGGAGACCGGCUACUGGGUGCUUUGCGCUCCCAGAAGGACAUGCAAUAUGAAACUACAGACUCAGCAAACAAAUAA
Molecule: messenger RNA, 1122 nt
Organism: Plenodomus lingam JN3
Lineage: Eukaryota; Fungi; Ascomycota; Dothideomycetes; Pleosporales; Leptosphaeriaceae
Source: RefSeq, a predicted model, not a curated record